UUUCUUUCCGGUUGUCAAAAAGUGUAGAGACGACUGAUCUAGUUAAAAAUGGCCGACGUUUAUGUUGAUGUGCCCUCCGCCGCUCCAGUAAUUGGAGACAAAAUGGGCAUAAAUACCGCUCUGCAAGAGGUGUUGAAGAAGUCUCUGAUCGCUGAUGGUUUGGUUCAUGGCAUCCACCAAGCAUGCAAAGCUUUGGACAAGCGCCAAGCCGUUCUAUGCAUCCUCGCCGACUCAAUGGAUAUCGACCUGUACAAAAAACUUGUAACAGCACUCUGCCACGAACAUCAAAUUCCACUUAUCCGUGUGGAUUCACACAAGAAAUUGGAUGAAUGGUCUGGACUUUGCAAGAUUGACAAAGAAGGCAAACCACGUAAAGUUAGCGGAUGCGCUGUUGUGGUUAUUAAGGAUUUCGGAGAGGAGACUCUUGCCGCUUUUGCACACAUACAAAAUGAACUCAGGGAUUACACCUUCAUAUACACAGACGGCUCCCAAAGCAAUAAUAUGAUCGGAUUUGGCGUAAUUACCGAAAAUGAAAACUUAAUAGUAUCCAACCUAGCUGCAUACAGUACAGACUACUCUACUGAAUUAAUUGCUAUCAUGUCAUUCUGUUAA
Messenger RNA from Anastrepha ludens (Mexican fruit fly), 612 nucleotides. RefSeq names its product 40S ribosomal protein S12-like. The coding region runs from base 49 to 612 and encodes 187 amino acids. Gene Ontology annotation, molecular function: structural constituent of ribosome. Gene Ontology annotation, biological process: translation. The record is from RefSeq and is a predicted model, not a curated record. Gene Ontology annotation, cellular component: cytosolic small ribosomal subunit; ribosome. NCBI's taxonomy places the organism in Eukaryota, Metazoa, Arthropoda, Insecta, Diptera, Tephritidae. The transcript has a single exon.